GUCACUUAUGUUUGGAAUAGAUUCAACAUAAUCAUUUAUAUAUAAUCUUGAGCAACUUUGGUUUUUAAGUUUGCAAAACUAAGCACUUUUGGUCUACCAAAUAGAAAGCAAAUUAUUAUGUAGCAAACAAAAUACUUAUUAAAUAAGUAAAAAAAUAGAACAAUAUCAAUAUUAUUAAUACAUCUUAUACCCAUAGAUUUUAAAAAAUUUAUCUAAGUUUAGUGUAGUUUAGGAUUUAGUAAAGCAGUGUUUAGUGUAAUUUAUUAGCUAAAGUAAAGUUUUGUUUUCUGAGGAGACCGUUAAAGCUUUCAAAAUACCGUUAAACCCAUGUAGUGAACUUGUCCCACAGUCUUCUUCACUUGUUCUCAUGUUGUUCCUCGUUGGUAUAUCUCCCAAAUCAUACAAGAUUUCAAUUCAUUCAAGAUUAUUAAUUGGUUUAUCAAGAUUCUUCAGAUUAGCUAACCCCACUUGCUAUUCAAUUCUAUCUGAUCAUCUCAACAACCGUCGAAUCGAUGAAGCUAAAGAACUUUUUGAAAGAAUCCCAUCUCCGAAUAUAUACUUAUGCACCAAAAUGAUGGCUGGCUAUGCAGAAAAUCGAAGGUUGAACGAUGCACUGAACCUGUUUGACAAAAUGCCUUUGAAAGAUACGGUUAUGUGGAACUUGAUGAUUAAAGGGUGUGUUGAUUGUGGCGAAAUGGAGAUGGGUUUGAAGUUAUUUGAGGAAAUGACACAAAGAAAUGUGAUUUCUUACACGACAAUGGUAACCGGGUUUUUGAAGUUUGGGAAGGUUGAAGAGGCUGAGAGUUUGUUUUGGGAGAUGCCACAAAGAGAUGUGGCUGCUUGGAAUGCGAUGAUUUAUGGGUAUUUUGAGAAUGGAAGAGUGGUGGAGGCUGUGAAGUUGUUUGAGGUGAUGCCUUAUAGGAAUGUGGUCACCUGGACAUCGGUUAUUUGUGGGCUUGAUCAGCGUGGGAGGAGUGAUGAGGCCCUAUUGGUUUUUAAGAAGAUGCUGGGUUUCUUCGUUGAGCCGACUUCUAGUACUUUUGCUUCUGUUAUUACAGCUUGUGCUAAUGCAAGGGAUUUAGUUUUAGGUAGUGAAAUUCAUGGCUGUGUUGUGAAGCUUGGCUAUUUGUAUGAUACGUACGUCACUGCUGCACUAAUUACAUUGUAUGCUAAUUGUAUGCGCAUGGAUGAUUCUUCUAAGGUAUUCAGUGAGAGGUUGCAUAUGAAUAUAGUUGUAUGGACCUCUCUUUUGACAGGGUAUGGCUUGAAUUACAAGCACAAAGAAGCGUUGGCAGUGUUUGGGGACAUGAUUAGGAUUGGUCUACUUCCCAAUCAGUCUUCCUUUACUAGUGCCCUAAAUUCAUCAUGUGAAAUGGAGUCUAUUGAUCUAGGCAAGGAGAUUCAUGGUGUAGCAGUCAAACUCGGAUUGAACACUGAUGCCUUUGUUGGCAAUUCGCUUGUUGUAUUGUAUUCGAAAUGUGGAAAUAUAAAUGAUGGACUCAUUGUAUUCAAGGAGAUUCCUGAAAAAAACAUUGUUUCGUGGAACUCAAUCAUCGUUGGAUGUGCACAACAUGGAUGUGGAAAUUGGGCACUCACACUGCUCACCCAGAUGGUUCGUUCAAGGGCUGAUAUGGAUGAUAUCACUCUUACGGGGUUACUUGCUGCUUGUAGCCAUUCUGGCAUGCUAGAGAAAGGAAAACUCUUAUUUCAAUAUAUUCCCCAAAGCUCAUCCAUUGAAGUGACACUUGAGCAUUAUAGUUGUAUGGUAGAUAUCCUUUGCAGAAGUGGGAAGUUAAAUGAGGCAGAGAAUUUGGUGAAAAGCAUGCCCAUGAGACCAAAUUUGUCGAUAUGGUUAUCUUUGCUUAGUGGUUGUAAGAAGCAUUUAAACUUAGAACUGGCCGAAAGAGCUGCAGAAAACAUUUUUCAUCUUGACCCAAAUUGUAGUGCUGCUUAUGUUUUGUUAUCUAACAUUUAUGCCUUUUCUGGUAGAUGGAGUGAUGUUGCAAGAGUAAGAGGAAAUAUGAAAAGAAGAGGAAACAUAAAACAACCAGGAUGCAGUUGGGUUAAUCAGAAGGGAAUCCGGCACACAUUUCUUUCUGGUGAUACUUCACAUCCUCUAAGUGAUAGGAUAUAUGAAAAGCUGGAAUGGUUAACGGAAAAGUUGAAGGAAUAUGGUUAUGUCCCUGAUCAAAGAUAUGCAAUGCAUGACGUAGACGAUGAACAGAAGGAAGUUCUGCUGUCAUAUCAUAGUGAGAGGCUUGCUAUUUGCUUUGCAUUAAUUACAACACAUGGUAGUGCUAUAACAGUAAUGAAGAACCUGCGUGUCUGUGGUGACUGCCAUUCUGCCAUCAAGCUCAUAGCAAAAAUUAUUGAUCGUAAAAUCAUUGUAAGAGAUUCAAGCCGCUUUCAUCACUUCAGGGAUGGCUUUUGUUCUUGUUCAGAUUAUUGGUAGGAUUAUCCUAUUGACUAUCAUUGUGGGAACGGAUAGUGGAGCCUUGUGAUUAGUUCACCAGAAGCAGAAACACAUUCCAAUUUAAGGGAACUGCUAGAGUUCGGAUUGGACCAACAUUCUGUGAAAUGCUUUUCACUGAUAAAGUGGGGGUCCUCUUGAUAAUGUUACCAAUGAAGAAAUCAGAGCAUUGGCAUCCACUGCUUCAAAUGUCUAGAAGCUGAUCUUGAAGCCAUGUCUAAAAUGUUUCUGAUACUGUCCUAUGAUUGACCAAAUAUACCUGAAGUCAAGGCAACCGCUGCACAUUAAUACAGCUAGAGGUACCUGAUGGCCUAUCACGACAAUCUUGUAGAUUUACUAUUCUUGGAGCUGGAAUUAUUUUUCAGCGGCUGGUACUUAAUUGUGUAGUAGAUGAAGUUUCCAAGUUAUUUAGCCAGGAUCAGCAAAUUGAGAUCCUCGAUCUAUUCUGCAAUAAUAAACUUAGGAAGAUUCAGCAGCCAAGGGUGUGGCCUAGUGGUUCAAUGGAGUGGGUUGAGCACCAUGAGGUCUCAGGUUCAAUACUAGGUGAUUUCUUCCCAUUUGUUCUAGCCUUGGUGGACAUUGUUACCUUGUGGUGAGAGGUGGCAGGUAUCCCAUGGAAUUAGUCGAGGUGCGCACAAGCUGGCCUAGAUACCACAGUUAUCCAAAAAAAAAAAAAAAGACUUUAGGAAGAUUCCAUCGACAGAUUUUCUAACAGCGAUCAGAUAGAGAGAUACAUUUCAUGAUUGGAGCUAUAUUAGUUAUCUAAUAUAAGAACAUGCCAAUAAUGUCCCUGUCAUUGCAAAUAGGAAAUACUCUGUUAUGCGUGUGAGAAACUUUAUCUCAAGUUUUGGAAAAGAUAGCUUUUUGUUUCCUGCCUCGGCACAUGGCUGCUGAUACAUGGAUCUCUCUCUUAGCAUUGAAUCAAGGGCCUUGAGCCAUCAGCAUUGCUAUAGCUGAUAUUGUCUACAUGGUCUUUCAUGCUGUUAUUGCUGAAGCUUGAAAUGCUUCCAAUUUCCUAUCAACCUCGGGAAUUUAUCUAUGAGCAUACUGACCCAGUUCUCCUGAUUGAAAGUCCUAUGAGCAGUGGUAAUACUUUUGGUUCUUUUUGGUGUAAAGAGGAUUUGAUCAAUGAUGCAAAUUCAUGUUGCAUUUAAUAGUACUCACCCUUUUCGCUAAAAGAAAAAACAUAUAAACAGGGCAAUGAGUGCCAAAUAGAUGGAAAUGAGAAUGUUUGUUUAGUGUAGACAGCAAAGUGGACUAUGUUUCAUGUUCCUCCGAAAUAGUAUAUGUCAUAAUCAUUUCUCUUUGUACUCU
Messenger RNA from Capsicum annuum, 3784 nucleotides. RefSeq names its product pentatricopeptide repeat-containing protein At5g46460, mitochondrial. Gene Ontology annotation, biological process: RNA modification. Bases 368 to 2452 code for a protein of 694 amino acids. Gene Ontology annotation, molecular function: RNA binding; zinc ion binding; protein binding. The record is from RefSeq and is a predicted model, not a curated record. NCBI's taxonomy places the organism in Eukaryota, Viridiplantae, Streptophyta, Magnoliopsida, Solanales, Solanaceae. The transcript has a single exon.